AUGGGUACCUAUGAUUGGGUUUCACCACGUUUUGAUGAUGAUUUUGCCAUUCUACUUGCAGGCUGCACUUCUUCCAAUCUCAUGAGCAAUAUCUAUUUAUUGUCGCUACAAUACACGUCGAAUUUUCCAACUGCAUCCGUAUCUGGACAAGUGAGUACAGCCAUCAUGCAGGCUAUUCACAGUAUAUCGCAAACUGGCAACGGAACAAGCCUUGAGGUGCGAGCGGGGUAUAUGGGACUUUGCGUGAUGCAAAGUGAUUCAGAGCGCAUUUGCUCCAGCAGUGCUAGAGCUCUGGCCAAUUUGAUCAAGGCAGAAAAAAGUACCAUCAGCCAAGGGAACACAAGCACAGAAUUCACACCGGACCCGCUCAAUUUAAUCAUGAUUGCGAAUGAUUUCAGGGAAAAGAUUGUAAUUAUCACAAUUAUUUUGAUUGCGACUUGCUUGAUAGUUCUCUCAACAUUCCCUGGAUGGCAUGAGGAGUUCGAUGAAACUGGAUCAGACAUCGAGGUGCGGCCAUUUCCUAAACCUAGUGCGGUUACAGCUUGUCUGUUCACCACAGGCCUUGGGUUUGGAUUUGGCCUUACCUCCAUACUGUGGCAGCAUAUAAAUAGCAGCUCUACAGCGUCAAUGACAGAAACCCUCACCUACGGUGCAGCCUCGGGCCACGUUGGAAGCUCAGCUAUGGCACUUGGAUGGAUCGGAGUAGGACUGAUUGCCUUGGUCGGUCUUGGGAUUUUGACGAUGAAAUUAAGCAUUAGUUAUAUUAAACGGCUUCAUGAUGAAAAUGAUCAACACAGCAUGACUGGGAGUUCGGUAUAG
Messenger RNA from Penicillium macrosclerotiorum, 819 nucleotides. Its product is annotated as Fig1 domain-containing protein. Gene Ontology annotation, cellular component: membrane; mating projection tip. Gene Ontology annotation, biological process: conjugation with cellular fusion. The record is from RefSeq and is a predicted model, not a curated record. NCBI's taxonomy places the organism in Eukaryota, Fungi, Ascomycota, Eurotiomycetes, Eurotiales, Aspergillaceae. Bases 1 to 819 code for a protein of 272 amino acids. The transcript has 3 exons.